Caenorhabditis angaria is the source of this 1416-nucleotide messenger RNA. Lineage: Eukaryota; Metazoa; Nematoda; Chromadorea; Rhabditida; Rhabditidae. The record is from the annotation of a GenBank genome assembly.
AUGUUUGUAAUUUGUCAAUAUUAUCAUCAUCCUGUUGAAAUUGAUCGAGCUUGGAAAACUGCACGAGAAAUGCUCAAUUUAUACAAGGAGGCAAUACAAUCUAAAGAUAUGGAUUUGUUUGAAUCGAUAAUACAUCCAAAUUAUGAGUUUAUAAAUUGUGGAGAUGCACCGAUUAAUAGAACUACUCAUUUUAUAAAUUUGAUGGAUACAAUAGGGGUUGAAACACCAAUUAGUCUAUCGACGACUAAUAUCGUUGUUCAAAAUCUAUAUCUUAAUAACGACAUUUACUUCUCAAUAAAAUCCGAUGAAGUUAAAGUGGAAUAUAGUGCCAUGUGGGAUUGGCAUAACUUAUAUAACAAUAAUAAAUACCAAACUUUGUUUAUCUACAAGGAAGGCUAUACAGAAUGCAAAACAAAACCAUUGACAACAGCAUUUAUCCCAAAUAAUCUGGUUAUUAAAUCAAUCGCCGAAUUUCUUGUCAGCAGUUUUUCACAAAUGGAAAUACAAAAGUAUUUUGAUAAUAAGAUUUGUAAAGAUUUCAAGAUGAUAGCCUGUGAUGGAAAGGAAUAUGGAAAACAAGAUUUGCUGAGAAUAACUAGAAAAAUGGAGAAAAAUCGAUUUGAUAAAAACAUUUUGCAAAAUGCAAAACUAACUGAAGAUGGAGUUUUGUCUUUUGAAUUAAAUCGAACAAAUGUGUCACUUGAGGAAAUAGUUAUAACUCGAAAACCGGGGAUUUAUUGUAUUAGGAGUAUUAAACAUUCGAAAUGUAAGAGAACAGAAGAUCCAGAAAAGUUGGCGCGCGAUUUGAUAACAAGAUAUUACGAAGCUGUUCGGAUGAGAAGUUUGAAGCGAUUUGGAGAAGUUUUUAGGAUCUCUUCAGAUUGGCAAAAUUGUAUUGGAGAAAGAGAUUUUUGGAGAUCUGAUCAAAUACUUUAUCGGAAAGUUCAGAACCCGGCUUAUCAAAUCAAAGAAACAUCGAUGAAUCAAGCAAAAAUCACAAAUGUUUUGAUGAACGCGGAAAAUAAAUUGAUCUCAUUUUCUGUAUCCUUCUUCGAUCUCACAGAAAACGAUUAUGAGAUUGAUGAAGUUGAUGGAAAACUGAAAAUCGUUGCUGAAAUUGAGAAUGAUUGUGGUGAGGAAUACGAGCGAGAUGAAGAAGCAGAAAAUCAAGUGGAUCAUAUGAUCUAUGCUGAAAACUUGUUCGAUUCUUAUGUUCAACUAAUUCGCUCGCGAUCUUUAUAUGACGAUAGAUAUAUUGUUCGAAAUCCAUUGACGAUUUAUGAAAUGGUUGGGGAACAUGGAGAAAUUAAAACGAGUUAUCAUUAUAUUCCUAACUUAUACGAUCUUUACCCAUCAAAUAUGACAGAUGUUAAAGUGACAUAUGCGCAAAAAAUGCUAAUUGACAUUUAUAGCUGA